AUGGGAAGAAAGAAGAUUAUUGGUGACAAUUGCAUUGAGAUGAUCAACCUUGAAAAUGGGCAAAGUGGAACUAAAUCAGCUACCUGGAAUCCUCAAACCGUAGCUAUAUUUUGCGACUUAUGUAUCAAAGAACUUAGGAAAGGACAAAGGCCUGGUACUCACUUUAAUAAAGAAGGAUGGGCUAGCUUGGUUGCAAACUUUCAUGCAGAGACUGGAAAUAACUAUGACAAAUCACAAUUGAAGAACAAGUGGGAUUUACUAAAAAAAGAAUGGAAAUUAUGGAAAGAUCUGAUUGGGAAGGAAACUGGCCUUGGUUGGAAUCCCACUAAAAAUACUGUUGAUGCAUCAGAUGAAUGGUGGAGGAAUAAAAUCCAGAUAAAUCCACAAUAUGCGAAAUUGCGUGUUCGAGGCAUCAAUCCUGAUAUGGAGGCGAAGUUGGAUAUGAUGUUUAAUGGCGCUGUAGCUACCGGUAAAUAUGCUUGGGCUCCUUCUUCUGAUCUGCCAUCGCCUUAAAAUGAGAAAGCUCCAAAGGACAACGUUAUUUCGUUGGAUGAUAAUCUUGAUUAUGAGGAGUUUGACCUCAAUGAAAGUCCACAGUCAGCUCAAGUUACC
Molecule: messenger RNA, 612 nt
Organism: Fragaria vesca subsp. vesca
Lineage: Eukaryota; Viridiplantae; Streptophyta; Magnoliopsida; Rosales; Rosaceae
Exons: 2
Coding region: 1-513 (170 amino acids)
Source: RefSeq, a predicted model, not a curated record